This is a messenger RNA of Triticum dicoccoides, 1309 nucleotides long. RefSeq names its product WRKY transcription factor WRKY28-like. Gene Ontology annotation, biological process: regulation of DNA-templated transcription. The record is from RefSeq and is a predicted model, not a curated record. The transcript is spliced from 2 exons. Gene Ontology annotation, molecular function: sequence-specific DNA binding; DNA-binding transcription factor activity. Bases 102 to 1085 code for a protein of 327 amino acids. Lineage: Eukaryota; Viridiplantae; Streptophyta; Magnoliopsida; Poales; Poaceae.
CCACCCACGACCACUUCUCUACCAAGCUGCCCAUCUAGCUUCCCGGUCUUCUUCUUCUUCGACUUCUUUCAUUCUUGAGCUACUGCGAAUUUAAGAAAGACAUGGACGAGCAGUGGAUGAUGGGGCAGACUUCCCUCAGCCUCGGCCUCAACGUCGGCCGGCCGACGGCGCGGCGGGGUGCCCCUCCGGUGACCAAGAUCCUCGUGGAGGAGGACUUCAUGUCCUCCAAGAAGAAUCACGAGGUCGAGGCGCUGGAGGCCGAGCUCCGGCGCGUGGGCGAGGAGAACAGGAGGCUCAGCGACAUGCUCCGCGCGCUGGUGGCCAAGUACUCCGACCUUCAGGGCAGGGUCAGCGGCAUGAUGGCGGCGGCGGCCGCGGCCAACAACCGCCAGUCACCCACGACGUCUGAGGGCGGCUCCGCGGCCUCGCCGUCCAGGAAGCGCGCUCGCAGCGACAGUCCCGACACCGCAGUCCAGGAAGCGUGCCCUGCCAGCGGCGGCUUCGCCGUCAGCGUCAACGUCGGCCCCGACCAGGCGGAGUGCACGUCCGUCCACGAGCCGGGCAACAGCAAGCGCGUCCGCGCCGACGAGUGCAAGGCCAGCCGGGUCUCCAAGCUCUACGUCCACGCCGACCCCGCCGACCUCAGCCUCGUGGUGAAGGAUGGGUACCAAUGGCGAAAGUACGGCCAGAAGGUGACCAAGGACAACCCAUGCCCGAGGGCCUACUUCCGGUGCUCGUUCGCGCCGUCGUGCCAGGUGAAGAAGAAGGUGCAGCGCAGCGCCGAGGACAAGACCGUCCUGGUGGCCACGUACGAGGGCGAGCACAACCACGCACAGCCGCCGAAGAUGCAAGGCUCUGGCGGCCGGAAGUCCGCCGACGCAGCCGCCGUCCGUGCAUCGCCAGCGCCGCCGCUCGCCCAGCAACAGCCGAGGCAGCAAUCGAGGACGGAGGCGGGAUCGGCCGCGGACAGGAAGAACCUGGCGGAGCAGAUGGCAGCGACGCUGACGAGGGACCCCGGGUUCAAGGCGGCGCUCGUCUCCGCACUCUCCGGCCGUAUCCUCGAGCUCUCGCCGUCCGAUAGUUGAUCAAGCGAGCGGCGUCGUUUUCGUUUUGGUCUCCCUUUAAUUAGCAUUUUGUAGCUGAAGAUUUUAGAUCAUGUACGCGGUGAUGGUCAUUAAUUUUGAAUUGCUCGCAUAUGCAGAGAUUAAUUGUAUAUACGUACUUCAUUAGCUCUACGGCAAAACAUACUGAAUUUGUACAACACUCUGGAGUGGAUGCAGCAAAGAUAUAUUCCUUUGUCCCAAAACAA